This is a messenger RNA of Topomyia yanbarensis, 1704 nucleotides long. RefSeq names its product bystin (gene bys). Gene Ontology annotation, molecular function: snoRNA binding. NCBI's taxonomy places the organism in Eukaryota, Metazoa, Arthropoda, Insecta, Diptera, Culicidae. The transcript has 3 exons. Gene Ontology annotation, biological process: rRNA processing. Gene Ontology annotation, cellular component: nucleolus; preribosome, small subunit precursor; cytoplasm. The record is from RefSeq and is a predicted model, not a curated record. The coding region runs from base 163 to 1629 and encodes 488 amino acids.
UCGGUCUGGUAAACACGGUAAGCACGCGGUGCUGUUUUGGUUGCAUUUGAAUACUCCGAAGGAAUUUGAUUCCAGUUUUAUUCAACUCUGGACUAGAUUUUCAACUAUAACCUGAUUUACAGUAUAUUAACCAGAGGAAGGUACCAAAUAGAUAUAGCUAGAAUGGGUAAGUCUAAAGCGCAUCGAAUAAAAAGUCUGAUGGGUGCGAAAGCGCCCCUAGGCGAUCAGAUCAAUGAAGGUCGAGUUGCAAAAAAACCAAAGCCCAGUAAAGUUCGUCUACGGGCGGAAGAGGAAGACUAUGUCGAUGCUAAGACGACCAAGAAAAUUCUUAACCAGGCGCGAAAACAACAGGCCGAGCUCAAUCUGCUGGGCGACUCAUUUGGACCAUCGCUAGUUGAGGCCGCUGCUGUCGCUAGCAAAAAGAAGCACCGACUUGGCGAUCAAGGUUCCUCAGAUGAAUCAGACGAGGAGUACCGUGAUGAAGCGGAGGUGGAUGGGCAGGAUUUUUUCGAUAACAUUAAAAUUAAUGAGGAGGAUGAGCGGGCGUUGGAGAUGUUCCAGAAUAAAGAUGGCGUAAAAACAAGGACUUUGGCGGAAAUCAUCAUGGACAAAAUUACAGAGAAACAAACUGAAAUCCAGACACAGUUUUCGGACACCGGUUCGUUGAAAAUGGAAGAAGUUGAUGCUCGCGUACGAGAGAUGUACGAAGGAGUUCGUGACGUUCUAAAGCGGUACCGCAGUGGACGCGUGCCAAAAGCAUUCAAAAUAGUUCCGAAAUUGAGAAACUGGGAACAGAUCCUGUACAUUACUGAACCACACAAUUGGAGUGCGUCGGCAAUGUUUCAAGCUACGAGAUUGUUUUCAUCGGGAUUAACUCAGUACAUGGCUCAGCGGUUCUACAAUCUGGUCCUGUUGCCUCGAAUCCGCGAUGAUUUGGCUGAGUAUCACAAGCUAAAUUUUUACUUGUAUCGAGCACUGAAAAAGGCUCUGUUCAAACCGGCCGCCUUCAUGAAGGGAAUAAUUCUGCCUCUGUUGGAAUCGGGAGAUUGUACAUUGCGGGAAGCGAUUAUUUUCGGUAGUAUCAUCAGCAAUACGACUAUACCGGUACUACACACAUCGGCAUGUUUGCUUAAAAUUUGUGAGAUGGAAUACUCGGGUGCCAAUUCUGUUCUGAUCCGAAUUAUUUUGGAUAAGGGGUACGCUCUCCCGUACCGGGUGGUAGAUGCUGCCGUGUUUCAUUUUCUGCGCUUCGAGCAAGACAAACGUGAGCUGCCAACACUGUGGCAUAGUGCUCUGCUUUCGUUUGCUCAACGGUAUAAGAACGAUAUUUCUACCGAGCAACGCGAAGCGCUACUGCGUUUGUUGAAAAAAAAAUCGCAUCCUAAAAUCACACCGGAGAUUCGCCGGGAACUAAUGGCUGCCAAGUGUCGCGAUGCCGAAAUGGGUGACAGCUUAGCUCACGAGGUUGAUAUGGAGUAUAAGGAGGACAACGAUUACGCGCCAAUGGAUGCCGAUGAAACAGAGCACCCCAGCAGCGCUCCGGGAAGUAAUGGUGCGAAUAGACCCGAAGCAGGUGCUGAAGCAAUGGACAGCGAUGAAGAUGAGGAUGAUAGUGAAGAAGAGCUGUGAAUUAAGCAAAUUAAAUAGUUUUUGUUUUGUACAAUUCAUUGCUUUUUCAUAAUAUAUGCUAAUACAUAAAAGUUA